Messenger RNA from Haplochromis burtoni (Burton's mouthbrooder), 2718 nucleotides. Its product is annotated as cyclic AMP-responsive element-binding protein 3-like protein 3-B. The transcript is spliced from 10 exons. Gene Ontology annotation, molecular function: RNA polymerase II cis-regulatory region sequence-specific DNA binding; DNA-binding transcription factor activity, RNA polymerase II-specific. NCBI's taxonomy places the organism in Eukaryota, Metazoa, Chordata, Actinopteri, Cichliformes, Cichlidae. Gene Ontology annotation, biological process: regulation of transcription by RNA polymerase II. Gene Ontology annotation, cellular component: nucleus. Bases 122 to 1321 code for a protein of 399 amino acids. The record is from RefSeq and is a predicted model, not a curated record.
CUCAGACGCUUCUCCUUCACGCUAAAGGCACAAGGAACGUACCAAUCUGGCCGUGUGCUGCAUUUGUAUGCCCGAAGGAGACUUUCGCUGAAAUUCCACCAGCUGCUUUAAUGUCAGAAUUAUGACACUGACUACAGACAAGGUGUACGAUGGGAUGGACAUCAUUGACCUUCUGCUCAAAAACACAGGUGAAUCCACCAGUUGCCACAGCAACCAAACGUGGACCAGCUCAACUAAUGAUACACUGAGCACUAAGCAAAGUGAUCCUGAUGAUUUCUUGGAGUUCCUGCUGCAUGGGAGCGACUCCUCCUCUGUGCCAGCAUCACCCCUGUGGUCUCCCUGCACCAGCGACAGUGGCAUCAACGAGGACCCCCUGACAAAUCCCACAAACAGCCCUCACACAGCCUCCUGCACAGCCUCCACUCCCUGUGAUAUUCAGGCUUUCACGCAGUCUUCGUGUCUCGUGAAUCAGACAGUGGCAAAUGAAAAAAAGCCAGAUGUUGUUAUCGAUCUCGGCUGUGAGUCUGGCAGCUUAGAGGAGGAUAUCGGAAUUUCAUACUACCUCACCACAAACCAAAAUCCUUUGCAACCACCCAGCCAUUCUCUCACUGUGAAGGACCUGCUGUUAUCCAACCUGGGAGACAAAGCGCAGCGAAUCCCCCAGCAUUCCUUGCGGGAGCUUGUACUUAAUGAGGAUGAGAAGAAGCUUCUGGCUAAAGAAGGGGUAAACUUGCCCAGCAGACUGCCUCUAUCCAAGUUUGAAGAGAGAGUUUUGAAAAAGAUCCGGCGGAAAAUCCGCAACAAGCGCUCAGCUCAGGAAAGUCGGAAGAAGAAAAGGGAAUAUGUCGAUAGCCUGGAAGAAAGGAUGUCUGCAUGUGGUGCUCACAACCUCGAGUUGCAGAGAAAGAUCCAGCAGCUGGAGGAGACCAACAAUGCUCUGCUGGAGCAGCUAAGCCGGCUACAGGCUCUCCUUCCUAAUGGCCCCAGCAAAACAAGACAGAAAGCAACCUGCAUCCUGGUCUUGCUCCUCUCCUUCUCUCUGCUGAUUUCUUCAAAUCUUCGACCAGACCCUUACAGCCGGCUCAGUCAGGCAGACUAUGCAGAGACCAAAGUGCCGUCCCGCUCCCUGCAGUCGAUGGAUGAUGCCCGAGACAUCCCUCCUCCUCCACCUCCUUCUCUUCCUCUUCCUCUCCUCUGCGUUACCAGGGGCUUUGAAGCCCUGCGCAAUCUGACAGAGAAGAUUAGGCCCUGGACAGAUCUCCCCAAAGCAGACGUCCCCUUCUCUCGCCAUCAAGAUCACAGGCACAAGGACCUUCACUGAUUUAUUCUAACAAGAAAGACGUGGCACAGGGGUGUGAGUUUGGUUGCGAGUGCAGCCCCCAACAGGGUAGUUUAAAAGCUUCUCUGCAUCUGCUUUUCACUACAGAGGCUGGGUGAGAGGCUGCUCCUGCACAUAAACAUCCAUUUGAAAGGUGUUUCAGGAAUGCACUUUCGCAAAGGCCAGUAAAGAGGUCAUUGACGUGGAUGUAAUCAUUUUUCAUUUUGCUCUGAAUAAAAAGCCUUUAAGCACCUGCUGGAUCAUGUAUGCUGGAUCAUACCUGUGCAGCUGAUGCCUGUUAAAUACAAACACAUUAAAUACACAUGCACGCUCACUACUGUGAUUUAUUAUUUUCUUUGAAUAUAUACCAUGAUCUGUGGUGCAUUCAGUAGGAGCUCUGCGCAGUAAUUUAAUGAUGCAUUUGCAUUUUUCACUGUGUGUAUGUGUAUAUGUGUGUGUAUGUGUGUGUGUGUGUGUGUGUGUGCUGAGGCUUAGACAGUUAAAUCUUUGAGACAGGUUGCUACUGGCAGGAUCAGCCGGGUGUGAAUUCCCAUUUUCUCCAGUGAAUUUUGGACCCGUCUGAAAGUUUUGUUGUUGUUUUGUUUCCUUCCUCCAGCGAUACCAUGUGUCCUGUGUCGAGGAAAACCGAUUUGCAAAACUAAUGAGACAAUAUUUUGAAAACAAAAAUGACAAAUAUGACUCAAUGAGCAAAUAAAAGCUUCAGGUUCACAGCCGGCUGUCAGAACACCAGAGGAAAGUGGGUUUCAGUUUCAUAUCAUUAUUUUUGAGAAAGAAAAAUAUCGCUUACUGUAAUUGUGGAUAUGUAACUAAAGACUGUUUACAGAUCGACGUGAAGUGCCUUUUUCUGGUGAGAUGAAAUGAGAUGAGCAGCUUAAAUGUUCUACAGCUGCAAACCUGGAACAAUUUAAUCUGAAAAUACAAUAGUAGUAGAUUUUAAGUCAGGAGUAACAACUGGCUGUUGGAAAGGAAAAGAGAAACGAAUUGAACUGUGAUUAUUUUUAAAUGGUGAGUAUGUUAUGGAUUAUGUUCACAUAAAGAAGGCACAGAGGACUCUGUAAGUGUUGUUGAUGUAAAAGUUUCUAACAGAAGGAUCUGAGAACAACUUGAGGUGGGACACCUUGGCUACCUGAUCUACCCCAUUGUACUGUAGUACUUACACAGCAUUGUUCAGUACUGUGUGGGGGAUGAGCUGUUUUAUAGCCUGGGCCAUAGUGCAGUACCUCUAUCAGAAGGUUUAUUUUUUGUUUUUUGUUCUUAACUAUGAAAUCUGUCUCUGUAGGUGAGCAUGAAACAUCUUGACAAAUUUGUAAUUAAUUAUACAAUAAAUGCAAUUUUGAAGCAGAAAAACAACCCCCCAAAAAGCAUCAAUGAAAAAUAGC